AUAAGCCAUGAUGUUGAGCAUCUGAAGCACAUCAGAAAGUAAACGCUUCAACCAUGUGGACUUUCUUGGUUCUCUGCAGUGUGGUCUUCUCACACACAGUGAAAGCAGGUGAAGGUCGCUACUAUACGACCCCCAACUGGGGACCCACAUAUUCUCCAGGUCAGCCCUCAUGUCGUUACAACUGUGGCAGACACAUGGGAAGCUGCUCCUGCUACAACUCCUGUCAAUGGAAUGGAAACUGUUGUCAUGAUUUCUAUAAUUACUGCCCAUCUGCAACUGCUUAUCCCACCACUACUGAACCCACCACUGGUCAGCCCUCGUGUCGUUACAACUGUGGCAGACACAUGGGAAGCUGCUCCUGCUCCAGCUCCUGUCAAUGGAAUGGAAACUGUUGUCGCGACUACUACUAUUACUGCCAUCAAACCACCAAUGCUUAUCCCACCACUGGUCAGCCCUCGUGUCGUUACAACUGUGGCAGACACAUGCGAAGCUGCUCCUGCUACAGCUCCUGUAAAAGGAAUGGAAACUGUUGUCACGACUAUUACUCUUACUGCUAUUACACAACUAGCUUCCCAGGCACAGAAACACCCUGUGGGGGCUCUCUGUUCAGCUCUGGGACCUUCUCCAGCCCAAACCAUCCAAACCACUACCACGACAACGCCUACUGCGUCUGGCAUCUUAGCGCUGUGAAUAACCACAGAGUCUUCCUGUCAUUCACGUCCAUGCAACUGGAGAACUGCUGCUCCUGUGACUACAUCUCAGUCUACGAUGGGCCGUCUGUUAACUCAAGACUUUUGGGGAAAGUGUGCAAUGAGAGUCAGAAUACUUUCUACUCCUCCUCCAAAGACAUGACUGUGCUCUUCAGAAGUGAUAGUUCUGUGGUUGCUCGGGGGUUCAGCGCUGAUUUCUCAAGCUCUCUCUCACCAAGCUCAGGUCAAGUGAGCUGUUCUUCAGACAUUAAAAUUGUGAUUGAGCGUUCUUACCUGAGCUCUCUUGGCUACGACGGUCACAGUCUGUACCUGAACGACCCGAACUGCAGACCCAGGGUCACCUACUACCAGGUUAUCUUCAACUACCCCAUUGAAUCUUGUGGCAAUGUUCGAAAGAUUGAGAACGGCAAAGUCGUGUACACCAACAUGGUCCAAGGCUACACCACCACUGAUGGAGAGAUCACACGCAAUUCUCACUUUAAGCUGAGUGUGGGAUGCCGAAUGGAGCAGGACUCAGUUUCUCAAAUAAUGUACCUCGCCCAUCAUCUUAACAACAGCACUAUGACAGGGAUAGGCAAUUUCAACACCAGCAUGGACUUCUACACAUCCAGUAGCUUCUACUAUAAGGUGACACAAACGCCAUAUGUGGUGACGCUCAACCAGAACUUGUAUAUCCAAGUGGACCUCAAGAGUAAUGAAAGCAGCCUGGUAGUCUAUCUGGACACCUGUGUGACCUCACCAUCGCCCCAUGAUUUCCAGACUAGAGCGUACUACCUAGUCCGUAACGGAUGCCCUGCAGACAGUACCUACGGGGUCUACUCCAGUGGCAGCCGUGGCUAUGCCCGAUUCACCUUUAAGUCCUUCCAGUUCCUGCGAGCUUCAGAGUCAGUGUACAUCCAGUGCAAGGUCCGCAUAUGCCAAUCCUACAACAGUUCCCGCUGCCGCCCCACUGGCUGCAACAGACGUAAGGCCAGAGACCUGGGGUCAGAGCACGACAGCCAAACUCUGGUCCUGGGUCCCAUCCAACUCAAAGAGCCUGAGAAGAACGAGGAAGAGACUCAGAAGCAGGACAAAGCCUGACUUCAAACUGCAAUGAGCAGCUUUGAUUAUCCUUAGUGAUCAAUACAACUCUUCUCCCUUCAUCCUGACACUGAAUUAUACUCACUCAUUUAUUUUCUCUGCAUCCUAUCAUCUGAUUAAAAGCAUAGUUAAAAGGCA
This is a messenger RNA of Notolabrus celidotus (New Zealand spotty), 1928 nucleotides long. Its product is annotated as deleted in malignant brain tumors 1 protein-like. Gene Ontology annotation, cellular component: cell surface. The transcript is spliced from 15 exons. NCBI's taxonomy places the organism in Eukaryota, Metazoa, Chordata, Actinopteri, Labriformes, Labridae. The record is from RefSeq and is a predicted model, not a curated record. The coding region runs from base 54 to 1790 and encodes 578 amino acids.